Messenger RNA from Naumovozyma dairenensis CBS 421, 273 nucleotides. It is a transcript of the gene LSO2, whose product is annotated as Lso2p. NCBI's taxonomy places the organism in Eukaryota, Fungi, Ascomycota, Saccharomycetes, Saccharomycetales, Saccharomycetaceae. The record is from RefSeq and is a predicted model, not a curated record. The transcript has a single exon. Bases 1 to 273 code for a protein of 90 amino acids.
AUGGGUAAAAGAUUUUCAGAGAGUGCGGCAAAGAAAGUAGCCGGUAUGGCUAAGAAGGCAGAAAACGCAAAGAUUAAAGCGAGAGCUGAAAGGGAACGUAAAGAAGCUGAAGAAGCUAGCAAAUGGACACAAGGUGCAAAAUCUAAUCAAAGAAAACUGGAAGAAGAACAGAAGAAACAAGAAAAAUUGAAAGCUAAGAAAGAACGAGAAGCUUUAUUGGCGGCUGAAGAAGAAGAAUUAGAAAAAGCUGGGAAGGGCAAGAGAAGAAAUUAA